AUGCAUGUAUAUGUAUGUAUGUAUGUGCAUGUAUGUGUGCAUGUAUGUGUGUGUGUAUGUGUGUGUGUGUGUGUGUGUGUGUGUGUGUGUGUGUGU
Messenger RNA from Brugia malayi, 96 nucleotides. RefSeq lists its product as uncharacterized. The record is from RefSeq and is a predicted model, not a curated record. Lineage: Eukaryota; Metazoa; Nematoda; Chromadorea; Rhabditida; Onchocercidae. The transcript has a single exon. The annotation marks the transcript as partial.